Messenger RNA from Candidula unifasciata, 729 nucleotides. The record is from the annotation of a GenBank genome assembly. NCBI's taxonomy places the organism in Eukaryota, Metazoa, Mollusca, Gastropoda, Stylommatophora, Geomitridae.
AUGUCUGUGGAAGAUCCUUUCUUUGUUGUGAAAGAUGAAGUUCAGAAGGCUCUGGUGGUUGUCCGCAACUUGUUUUCACGAUGGCGAGAGCUGCAGGAGAAUGGAGGAGUUUCAUCUAGGGAAGAGUUUGAGUACACCACAAAUGAGCUGCGAAACAGUCUGCGUAGUAUAGAAUGGGAUCUGGAGGAUCUUGAAGAAACAUUUAAAAUAUCCGAGUAUGAGUUGCAAGAGAGGAGAAACUUUGUGGACAAGACAAAGACAACAGUUAGGGAUAUGAAGAGUCAGAUAUCAAGCCCUAACAAUGGACAGAGAGAUGACUCCAGGUCAAAGAAGAAUCUCUUCUCAACAUCUAAUGGUCCCAAAACACCUCAGGAUAAGUACACACGUCUGGAUGAAGAGAUGGAACAAGCUAACCAGAGAUACAUCAGCGACACACAACAGCAACAAAAGCUGCUACUACGAACUCAGGAUGAGCAGCUGGACAUGAUUGGUUCCAGUGUUGGGGUACUGAAAAACAUGAGCCAGCAAAUUGGCAGUGAGUUGGAAGAUCAAAACAUAUUGUUGGACGAGUUUCAUCAUGAAAUGGACAAUACAGAAAGCAAAAUGGACCAAACAAUGAAAAAACUUGCCAAAGUUAUGCAUAUGUCAAAUGAUCGUCGCCAGUGGUGCGCAAUCGGGGUCCUCUCCUUGGUUCUUCUUAUCAUCAUUAUUCUUUUCUUUGUUGUCUGA